AUGUUGAAGAUACGAUAUAGCCUGAUUCUGCUGCUCUUAUUACUCUUAUUCACUUUAACGGAUUCUACUCCUGGAGGACCAUCGAGACGUCAAGCACAUUUAGUGGAUAGGGCAGGAAACGAUGGUGCUGUCGCCCCCGUUCUCAUAAUCCCAGACGAUCACGUUAUAGCUCCUCUCAGUCCAAACCACCGCUUACCUUCUUCCAUUGAACCAGGAGAAAUUGUUAUUGUUAAUACGCUUGAUGGAGGAUUGCACGGAAUCAACAAGAUCACUGGAUCUGUCUUGUGGAGUCAUGAUAAACUAGUCGGUCCAAUGGUCCGUGUGGAUGUGGCUUCUUCAACGCUCAAGAAGAAGACAGAGUCAAACAACUCGGGACUUGGUAUUGGUGAUGACCUUGUACCAGAAGAAACGGACAAGACUACAUGUGCCGUUGAAACAGACGUGCCUGAGAACAUCAUUGAUGAUGAGGAGAUGGGGGCUGUAUUGCAACAUGUCGCUGCUGAACAGGCGGCACUGCCUUCGUCGUCUGACGGUGACGUGGACAAUAAUAUUGUGUUUAUACCGGAGCCUACUGGCCAGGGUAACUUGUAUUUGCAUGAACCUGGGACGGGACAGCCUAUUAAGAAACUACCGUACUCUAUAAAAUGGAUGGUCGAAAAGUCACCCUUUCGAUCUGAACGAUUCAUCACCAUUGGUCGUAAAGUUGACAAGUACUUCUCGAUGGACGCGUCAACAGGCAAAAUCCUUCAUAUAUAUACUAGCGAUGAUGUAUUAGACGCUUCCUUUGCUUCAGAGUCGUCACCAGAUGGUAAACAACCAAACGUCAUCCUACUCGGACAGCGAGAAUAUAGUUUAUCGAUUCUAGACCGAGAUACUCGUCGACUACGAUGGAAUAUAUCAUAUACGGAAUUCACGACCGCUGACAUGGAUGAUGACACAUCCGCAGUCUCGAGUAACAAUCAGGGGGGAUUGUUGACUGAUGGAGGAGGUACUCGUCGUAGGACCAGUACCAGUUUGCUGAAAGGGCCGGAAUAUCAUUACUCUAGUGGCGUAGAUGGAACCUUUUUGAUUAAAGGUGUAAAUGAAUUGCAGCUGCAGUUCGAGUCACCUCCUGUAGCUGCCUUCUCUGUCAACCCAACUCGAUCAAGUAGUUUGAAUGAUAAUCCAUCUACUACUAUAACUGGAGAUUCAUCUACCAGUGACAAAUAUGUAGCUCAAAAGUCAUAUCCACCACCUGCACCUCUAGGACCAAAUAAACGUAAAACCGAAGGCUAUAUAGGUGUCGUCAACAAGACAUACUAUAUUAUGUCUUCCGCAUCCUUCCCAAACUUGCUAGAUGCAUUCCGUCCACGCGGCCUCCCAUCGUCAUCAGAUCCCGAAUGUGUAGAUCCUAAAUGCUUGAUUGGAUCACACAUUGUCGAAGAAGAUGGUGCACCUACUUGGAAGUCUUACGGCAACAGCUGGAAUACUUGGAUGCGAGAAUUCAGACAUGGUCGAUCAGUCCAGAUGAGACAGAUUGCUCCUACUUCUACUAUCGAACUGCUUACCGUCUGGACUGCUGGAAUUGUCUUGAUUGUGUAUGUGACUUGGAGAGCUUAUAUGUGGUAUUCGAAUCGUAAUGGUGUGUUGAGUGAGGUGCCUGGAAGCCCGAAAGAAGUUGUUAUUAAAGCUGUUGAUGGUGAAGGUAUUGCGAAUGAUGGAAAGAGGAGGAGACGCCGAGGGCCACGUACUACUAGUGCGGUGAAGAAGCAGGAACAGCAGUCGGCUGCGUUGUUGAAGUCUUUGACUGUUACGGAGGAGGUAUUAGGAUAUGGAUCUCAUGGAACCGUUGUUUAUCGUGGCUCAUUCGAGAAUCGAGAUGUGGCCAUCAAAAGACUCUUGCUUGACUUUUAUGAAGUGGCUCAUCAUGAAGUCAAAGUGUUGCAAGAUAGUGAUCAUCAUCCAAAUGUGGUUAGAUAUUACUGUCAAGAAAAAUCAGAGAAGUUCAUGUAUAUAGCAUUGGAAUUAUGUCCUGCCUCUUUAGCUGAUGUGAUUGAGUCACCGUCACGGCCUGAUUUGCUGGUUUUGAGACAGGAACUCAAUCCUGCUCGAGUUUUAUACCAAAUCAUGGCUGGUCUGCAUCAUUUGCAUACACUCAAGAUUGUACAUAGAGACAUCAAACCACAGAACAUUUUAAUCUCAUCUGCUCCAAGUCGACCUAAUGCUAAAGCAUCAAAAAAUCGACAUCCACGUAUCCUCAUAUCCGACUUUGGCUUGUGUAAACGACUAGCUGAUGAUCAAUCCUCCUUCCAACACACUGUGAACAACACAGGAGGAACUCUUGGAUGGCGAGCCGCUGAAUGCAUGCCUGUAACAGCCCAACGAGAACAUCAAACACCUAAUAAUAACAACGCUGCUACAAACGGAAGUUCGGAUUCAGACGGAUUUGUAAAAGGGGGCGAAGCAUCUGAACCCAAUAACAGUAACAAACAAAACAAUCAUAGUAAUAGUAGUAUCGGUAUGCCGCCACUGACUUCAGAACUGGCAUUGCAAGGUCGAAUCACGAAAUCCAUUGACGUGUUUUCGGCUGGGUGUGUCUUUUAUUACGUGCUUUCGAAUGGAGAGCAUCCUUUUGGAGAUCGGUAUUCACGAGAAGUGAAUGUGCUUCGUGGAUUGUAUUCUCUGGAUGCCCUUGAUGGGCUUGGAGAGGAGGGAGUUAUUGCUAGAGAUCUUGUUGAGAGGAUGAUACAACGUGAUUCUUCAAAAAGGCCUGACGCAGCUGAAGUCCUAACUCAUCCAUACUUUUGGUCACCUGCAACUCGACUCUCAUUCCUACAAGACGUGUCGGAUCGAUUUGAAGUUGAACAACGAGAUCCACCGUCACCUCUACUAGCACUACUUGAAGCCAAUGCUAGUCGUGUCGUUGGAACAGACUGGUACAAGAGGAUUGACAAGAUGCUGCUGGACAAUCUCGGUAAAUAUAGGAAGUAUGAUGGUGCGAGCAAACACCAUUACCAGGAUCUCCCAGAUAAUGUUAAACGAGCACUAGGCUCAUUGCCAGAUGGAUUCUUGUCGUACUUUACAUCACGGUUUCCUAUGCUGGUCUUGCAUGUGUAUGAUGUCGUCAAGCAAUGUGAUGAGUUGCGUGAGGAUGGAAUGUUUAGGGCUUAUUUUUCGUAUGAUCCUCAUCAGAAUAUGAUAUAA
This is a messenger RNA of Synchytrium microbalum, 3183 nucleotides long. RefSeq lists its product as uncharacterized. Gene Ontology annotation, molecular function: RNA endonuclease activity; ATP binding; protein serine/threonine kinase activity. Gene Ontology annotation, biological process: protein phosphorylation; IRE1-mediated unfolded protein response; mRNA processing. Lineage: Eukaryota; Fungi; Chytridiomycota; Chytridiomycetes; Synchytriales; Synchytriaceae. Gene Ontology annotation, cellular component: IRE1-TRAF2-ASK1 complex. The record is from RefSeq and is a predicted model, not a curated record. Bases 1 to 3183 code for a protein of 1060 amino acids. The transcript is spliced from 7 exons.